Messenger RNA from Priapulus caudatus, 2419 nucleotides. RefSeq names its product protein sprouty homolog 2-like. The coding region runs from base 291 to 1376 and encodes 361 amino acids. Gene Ontology annotation, biological process: negative regulation of MAP kinase activity; multicellular organism development; negative regulation of fibroblast growth factor receptor signaling pathway. The record is from RefSeq and is a predicted model, not a curated record. The transcript is spliced from 3 exons. Gene Ontology annotation, cellular component: membrane; cytosol. Lineage: Eukaryota; Metazoa; Priapulida; Priapulimorpha; Priapulimorphida; Priapulidae.
GAUAUAGUUAUGGUUAGACAACAUUUCAAAGGUGCUUCUAUUAGUGGAAGUUCUAGAUGGAUGACUAUAAUGAUGAUGAUUAUGGUGAUGACGAAGACGACGACGCCGAUGAUGAUGGUGAUGAUGAUGCUGAUGAUGAUGGUUUAUGUACGUAACUAGUGUCCCAGGGUAGGUUUGAGCCUAGUUUAUAUUAACUAAGCUUAUGUAAUUCAGAUAGAGGACAUGGUCAAGCCACGGUACUCACAGGAUAACUACUGCAAGAGAUUUUAGAUGCCCAGUAACCUAUAUAGAUGGCCAGUGAUGGCAGGCAGUUACCCACAGCAGAGACAAUUCCGAUUCCUAGACGGCGAUGGCUGCUUCAUACAUUACAUGCUCCCUCACCAACGCGGGCCCGCCACAGGGUGGCGCUGGAAUCACGCAGCCCACAGCAGAAGCAAUUUGUUUCCAUGGGUCGCAGCGUGAGCCCCGUAUACAUGGCCAGCGAUGGCAGCCGGUUACUCACAGGAGGAACGUUUACUGCCCGGCGGCCCGUCCCCGUCCCCGUCCACGCGCCGCGGGUGCCGUCGCCGCCGCCGCCGACGACAACGCAGCAGCCGCGGCCGACUGUGGCGCUGGACACGCCGCGGCCCGGCCCGCGCGCGCAGAACGACUACGUAGAGAACCCUACGACACAGCCGACGACAGCAUCGCUAUCCGGCCGAAACGACGCGCGCAAAACAAAGCCGUCUACGACGACGGGUCGACCGAUCGACCCGGCGGCGAUAUACGGCGAUCAUGUGGGCCCGCGGAAGCUGCGCAGCAAGGAGCCCGUGCGCGCACGAGGGACGGUGACGUACGUGCGUCCAGAGACAUGGCGGACGGCACGCACGCUGCCACCGACGACGACGACGACGCAUCGCCGUGGCGACGCGAUCGCCGCGUCGAACGGCCGGACUAAGGACGCGAUUAUCUGCGCGGAGUGCGGGAAGUGCCGGUGCGACGCGUGCGGCGCGGCGCGGCCGCUGCCGUCGACGUGGCUGUGCGACGGCCAGUGCCUGUGUUCGAGCGACGCCGUCGUCGACUACGCGUCGUGCAUGUGCUGCCUGAAGGGUGGCAUGUACCUUUGCUACGGUGAGUCGGACUCGGAGAGCGAGGCGGCGGUCGUGAACGAUCCGUGUGCGUGCGUGCCCGAGCAUCGGUGCGUGCGUUGGACAUGCAUCGGCCUGCUGACUCUCCUCCUACCGUGCCUGUUUUGCUACUGGCCACUGCGGGGCUGCGUGAAACUCUGCGAGAAGGGAUACAAUCAGUGUCACAGGCACGGCUGUGGGUGUCAGCCGCGACCGCACGUGCAGCCACAGGAAUCCCGCGACAAACAUCUAUUGGAAUCUGACUGCUGAUAUUGCUACUAUGUGGUGUGUACAGGAUACAGGCAGCAUCGACUAUGUACAGUUUUUAAAAGCAGUGAACUCUGUGUGUACAGCAUGUUUACCUCAACAGGUGUCGCAGCGUACGUGUAUUAUCCCAAAGUGUUUCAUAUAUUUCACUGUUUUGUCAAAGCAUCUGUAAAAAGACUGUCUGGUAUAUCGUAUACAAACCGACACACACACGCAAGCACGCACGCACGCACGCACGCACGCACGCACAUACACGCGCACGCAUGGACACACGUACACGCACACGCACGCACGCAGACACUCGCAUACACGUGCACGCCCCCACACCAGUGCCGCAUGGCCUUUAAGGUUUUGAUAGCUCAGUCAUCAGUAUUUGUCCCUGUCCAUUUACCUCCUUGGCAAAGUCUGUAAUGAUAGCAGAAAGUUGUAAAUACGAUGACGAAACCCCCUGGAGUGAUAGCUGAAUGAGUUUUUCAAGCUUAUUAUUUCUUGUUGUGAUACCAAAUUUGUAUGCUACCUGCUGUGUAGAUUCAUAUUGUACACAGGUUUUCAGGAAAUCAUGCUCGGAGUUUCGGCAUACAUGUAGGUUUUACUGUACAUGAUUAGUUAGUUGUUUAGCGACAGCAUGCAUUUUGGUCAGGAGAUAGUUUCUCUGUUAUAAGCCUCCACGACCCGCCAACAUCCACUGCCUUAUCGGAAAAAUCACACGACAAACUCCAAGGUUAUAAACAUUUUAUAUGCGUAUCAUUGUAAAAAGUAAUCAAGUUACACUUGAAAUUGUUUACGGUUUACCAGGUCGUCCAGGGACUACAUAGCUUUAGCACAAGAUGUUUAGUUUUAUAUAGUGAAAAACAUGAUAGACCGAAAGUGUUAAUACACAUGUAAAUAGUAGGUGAUUCUGUUUAUGCGUGGAGAGAUAUUUAUUGUUUAACAUCUCAAGUUUAUCGAUAUGUAUUUUAUAUAAAUAUGGUAUAUUUAUUUGUGAAAACGAGUUCAGAAAUUGAGAAGUAUAAAUUAUGAAUAAAAUCGUGCGUAGUAAUUUAAAA